Molecule: messenger RNA, 468 nt
Organism: Penicillium alfredii
Lineage: Eukaryota; Fungi; Ascomycota; Eurotiomycetes; Eurotiales; Aspergillaceae
Exons: 3
Coding region: 1-468 (155 amino acids)
Source: RefSeq, a predicted model, not a curated record
AUGCAUCUCUUUUUUGUUCUUUCGUUUCUCGUUGCCUCUGUGUUGGCAAUCGACUCCACUCAAGCGAUGAGCUGCAACGCUGACUCGAGCCUAAGUAAAGGCCUUGUUCCUCUGUCGAAACUGUGUUCAGGAGGAGAGCUCAAUAACGAUGGCUGGCUCUCGGUGAAGUGUGAUGUGGGUGCGGAAGUCAUGAAGUUCAGCGUCGGCCUAAACUGGUGUGUUGCCAACUAUGAUGGCAACCUCGCCUUGGCUAAGAAUGGCAACGCUAUGCAAUCCUGUGCGAAAAGCGACUGCCAAGUUUUGGUUGAGAAAAAGAAACGAGCCACAUUGAAGUGCACAGCGACCCAUUGCUCUGGAGAAGUUGACUUAGACAAAGCAAUCAACUUUACGGGGACAUACCUCACCUGCGGUGGCAUGAUCGGCUCGGGUGGGCAAUUACAAAAACGCCUGUUCCAGGAUGAGCUGUGA